This is a messenger RNA of Dermatophagoides farinae (American house dust mite), 1042 nucleotides long. RefSeq lists its product as uncharacterized. NCBI's taxonomy places the organism in Eukaryota, Metazoa, Arthropoda, Arachnida, Sarcoptiformes, Pyroglyphidae. The record is from RefSeq and is a predicted model, not a curated record.
UUUGGUUGUGUAUUGCAUCAUUGUUUCAAUUAUUAUUAUAAAAUCAUCACCAUCAUCACCAUCACCAUCGCCAUCAUCAUCAUCAAAUAAUGAUGCAUCCAAAUCUAAAUUAUUUGUCUACGCCUCAGUUAUUUUGGGCAAUCAUAAUUGUAGCGUCCAUAUUGUCGUUAUAUACAAACAAUAUAUUACUAGUCGAAGCAACUAUGGGCAUGAUACCAUUCAAAAUAAAAAUUUCAUCUCCCGGUGGUGGUGGUGGUAAUAGUAAAUGCUGUUAUGGUGGUGGCGGAAGUGGAUAUAUGAUGAGCGGUAGUCAUGUAGUUGAAGCAUUCGAUGAUGGAACGCCAUUAAGUUUUUAUCGGCAACAAGUUAGAAAACUUUAUGGUAAAGGUGGUGGUGGUUAUAUGAAAGGAGGUGGUGGUGGUGGUUACAUGAAAGGAGGUGGUGGUGGUGGUUACAUGAAAGGAGGUGGUGGUGGUGGUGGUCAUUCGAUGCCAAAAUAUAAAAUGCCUUCAUAUCAACAAUUAUUUAAGAACAGUCUCAAAUAUCCAAAUAUCAUGAUGGGCGGUGGCUUUAUGAAAGGUGAUUCAUUUGGUCCAAUGGGUAAACAUACGAGUAAAAAAUGGAGAGGAUAUGGUCGUAGUUUAUUGAAACAGAUUAAAGAAUCAGGUGGUGAUGGAUAUGGCGGUAAUGAUCGAUUGACAAAUGUUCAUGUUAUACCAAGUGGAGCCAAUGAUGAAUAUAAUGAUUCAUAUUUGACAAUGAUUGCCGAUUCAAUUAAACAUGAAAAAUUACAAAACUAUUGAACGAAUGAUGAUCAUCAUAGUGGAGUUGAUUUUUUUUGUGAACAAUUGUCAAUUUUUUUUUUGAAGUGGAUUCUAUAGAAUUCAGAUUUUGCCAACAGCGAUUUUUUUUCUAUUCUGCUGCUCGAUUUUUUUUAUAAUUAUUAUUAUUAUUUUUCUCAUAUGUUUUUGCUUGUUCAUUAUUUUUUUUUCACUAUUAUUCAUCAUACGUACAAAUUCCCGUACAAACACCGACACACACA